Chaetomium strumarium is the source of this 645-nucleotide messenger RNA. Its product is annotated as HSP20-like chaperone. Gene Ontology annotation, molecular function: protein-folding chaperone binding; Hsp90 protein binding. The coding region runs from base 1 to 645 and encodes 214 amino acids. The transcript has 4 exons. Lineage: Eukaryota; Fungi; Ascomycota; Sordariomycetes; Sordariales; Chaetomiaceae. Gene Ontology annotation, biological process: chaperone-mediated protein complex assembly; protein folding. Gene Ontology annotation, cellular component: cytosol; nucleus. The record is from RefSeq and is a predicted model, not a curated record.
AUGGCCAGCAACACGGUGACACCUGAGGUCCUCUGGGCCCAACGCUCGUCCAAGGAUGACGCCGAGAAGAACUUCAUUUACCUCACAAUUAGCGUACCGGACGUGCCGACGUCGAACCUUAAGCUCGACCUCAAGCCGACGGGACUGACGUUCACGGGCCACUCGGACACGCUCAAGAAGACGUACCACGUCGAGCUCGAGUUCUACGCCGAGAUCGACCCGGCCGCGAGCAAGGUGCACCACACGGCGCGCGACGUUGAGAUGAAGCUUCGCAAAAAGGAGCUUAACGAGUCCUACUGGCCGCGCCUGCUCAAGGACGCCAAGAAGGCGCAUUUCCUCAAGACCGACUUUGACAAGUGGCUCGACGAGGACGAGCAGAACGAGGCGGCCGACGACGACUUCGCCAACUUUGGCGGCAUGGAAGGACUUCCGGGCAUGGGGGGCAUGGGAGGCGACGGUGGCUUCGGCGGCAUCGACUUCUCCAAGCUCGGCGGCGGUGCCGGCAUGCCCUCGGGUGACGAUGAGGAAGACGAGUCCGACGAUGAUAUGCCGCCACUUGAGGGCGAGGAGGAGGAGGACAAGGGCGAGAAGGCCCCCGAGGUGGCCGAGGACGCCAAGGAUGCUAAGGAGGUGGUCAGCUCUUAG